This is a messenger RNA of Sinocyclocheilus grahami, 10426 nucleotides long. Its product is annotated as chromodomain-helicase-DNA-binding protein 6-like. The transcript is spliced from 39 exons. Bases 623 to 9448 code for a protein of 2941 amino acids. NCBI's taxonomy places the organism in Eukaryota, Metazoa, Chordata, Actinopteri, Cypriniformes, Cyprinidae. The record is from RefSeq and is a predicted model, not a curated record. Gene Ontology annotation, molecular function: protein binding; ATP binding.
AACCCAACACAUCACAAGGACACAUGCAGCUUCACCCACACGCUUUAUUAUAACCCCUGCUAUUCUCACAUCCGGGAUAUGAAACAUGAGCAAAGACUUGGAAUGCUACAUUUUUUCCCCCUCUCGACUCUCACAGGCGCCGUAAUGAUGGAGUAAAAAGCAUCACGAUUGGUGGAUGCGGCGAGAAGAAACAUAAAACCCCACAGCGUAGCUUUUGCACUCCGGACGCGACAAACGCGAAUGAAUCCAGCGCGUGCUUUCGGUCAUCUGUGAAGAACUGAACUAGGAAAAAAAAACCUUGAACUACAGCAAAAACAUCCACAUCCACACAAGAAGCUAAAAGUACACAAUGGUCGCUGGCGAUAUGUGUCUCUCAGACAAGCUUAGCGCAGCGUCGCUUGCGUGACAGCUCGCUGGCCAAUAGGAACAUCCAGCGGCUCAGACGCGUCCAAUGGCGAACGGCAGAAUACGGGCCUAAACGCAAGUUAGGCUGUUGUUGCAGGCGGCCAGCGCUAAACUUCACCAAAUAAUAGCUGUUUGUAUUUUGGGUGCCGCAGUAGCCAUUUUAGUGUCCUUGGAAAUAAAUGCGGAGAGAGGAACGCGUAGGUUUUUACGCUAACUGAUGUCCGGAGCCGGCGUGUCCAGACGCAGACACAAAGAUCAAGACAAAAUGAAAAUACAAAAGAAGGACAAGCAGAUGUCUGCCUCCCAUGUACUAAAGCACACUCCAUCCGCUGCUGCCUCGAAUGCCUCUGACCAAAACGCACAAACUACAUUUCCCAUCGGCCACUUGGGCAAAGAACAGUUACGGAUCAUCGGAGGGCCGCCCAAUCACUGCAUGGCUCACCCAAAGCACUCUGGGUUACGGGAGGCAGGGUCUGCGGCCAGCAGUCACAGUCUUCGCCCUUUAUCAAUCAACAGCGAGGAGGAUGAUGGAGGGGGCGGGGCCAGGGUGAAGAAGAAACGAAGGAAAAAAGACAAAAAAGAGUCAGAGUGGCACAGAGAUGAAGAGAGCAACGCUAAACCAAAGAGAAGGGAGCAAAAGGAAGCGAAGGAGCUUCUUCCGAGAAAGUCAAAGGCAGCGAAGGAACAAAAGGAUCAUAAGAAGAGGGAGCCAAAAGCCCAAAAAGAAGUCAAAAAAGUAAAGAAAGUUCAAGAUGUGAAAGUGAAAACACAGGCCAAGAACACUGCAACACAUCCGCCCUCCAAAAGAGGGAGGAAGCCAAAAGAGCAGGGUGCCAUGCCUCCAGAGAAGAAGAAGAAGGGAAAGAGGAAAAGUGAUGCUGUACUUGAGAUGGUGGAGAGUGAUGACACAACCUCUCUUAGCACGCUCGCCACUGGCGGUGAGGAAAGCAUCGACCCUAUGGAUAACACUAAGAGGCGAUCAGGGCGUCAAGUGAAGCGACGGAAGUAUAACGAAGAUCUUGAUUUCAAGGUCGUGGAUGAUGAUGGGGAGACCAUCGCCGUGUUGGGCUCGGGCCGAAUUGCUGCCAUGUCUUCCUCUACCCUCGCCUGGCAGGCUGAGGAACCCCCUGAAGAUGAGGCCAAUAUCAUUGAGAAAAUACUCUCAGCGCGAACGGUCAAGAAAGAGACAUCCCCUGACGAACCACCUGAAGAGAUGGAGGAGAUGGAGGAGUUUUACGUCAAGUACAGAAAUUUCUCCUAUCUGCACUGUAAAUGGGCGACCUUGGAGGAACUGGAGAAGGACCCACGCAUUGGCCAAAAAAUCAAGCGCUUCAGAAACAAGCAAGCGCAAAUGAAGCAUAUUUUCACAGAGCCGGAUGAAGACCUGUUUAAUCCAGAUUAUAUUGAAGUUGAUCGGGUUUUAGAGAUUGCUAUCACCACAGAUACAGAAACUGGAGAGGAAGUUACACACUACCUGGUGAAGUGGUGCUCUUUGUCAUAUGAGGAGAGUACUUGGGAGCUUCAGGAAGAUGUUGACCCUGUGAAAAUCAGAGAGUUUGAAGACCUCAAGGAAAUUCCAGAUAUCAAGCAUGUGGAAAGGCCUCUGCCCGAACAGUGGCAAAAACUAGAGAAGUCCAGAGAGUACAGGAAUGGGAACCAGCUGCGAGAAUACCAGUUAGAGGGAAUGAACUGGCUCCUUUUCAACUGGUACAACAGGAAAAACUGUAUCCUGGCUGAUGAGAUGGGGCUGGGGAAGACCAUCCAGUCCAUCACGUUCCUCUAUGAGAUUUAUCUCAUGGAUCUGAGAGGACCCUUCCUCAUCAUCGCCCCACUCUCCACCAUCACCAACUGGGAGAGAGAGUUCCGCACAUGGACUGAAGUGAACGUCAUCGUCUAUCACGGCAGCCAGAUCAGUCGGCAGAUGAUCCUGCAGUAUGAGAUGUACCACCGAGAUGAACAGGGAAACAUCGUGUCUGGCCAGUUUAAGUUUCAUGGAAUCAUCACUACAUUUGAAAUGAUAAUGGCUGACUGUCCAGAGCUGAAGAAGAUUAACUGGCGCUGUGUGGUGAUCGACGAGGCCCAUCGCCUAAAAAACCGCAACUGUAAACUGCUGGAGGGACUCAAACUCAUGAACCUGGAACAUAAAGUCCUUCUCACAGGAACCCCUUUGCAGAACUCAGUUGAGGAACUCUUCAGUCUGCUUAACUUUCUCGAACCCUCACAGUUCCCUUCCGAGACCACUUUCCUAGAGGAGUUUGGAGACCUGAAGACAGAAGAGCAGGUAAAGAAACUACAAGCCAUUCUGAAGCCCAUGAUGUUGAGGAGACUGAAGGAUGACGUGGAGAAGAAUCUGGCCCCUAAAGAGGAGACAAUCAUUGAGGUGGAGCUCACUAAUAUUCAGAAGAAGUACUACCGCGCCAUUCUGGAGAAAAACUUUGCCUUCCUUGCCAAGGGAGCAAACCAGCACAACAUGCCCAACCUCAUCAACACAAUGAUGGAGCUUCGCAAGUGCUGCAAUCACCCAUACCUCAUUACAGGUGCUGAAGAAAAGAUCCUUGAGAGCUUCAAGAAAACCUACAGUUCUGAUGCUGUAGAUUUUCAGCUGCAGGCAAUGAUCCAGGCCGCUGGUAAACUAGUACUUAUUGACAAGUUGCUGCCCAAGCUGCUGGCCGGAGGACAUAAAGUGCUGGUGUUUUCCCAGAUGGUCCGGUGCCUGGAUAUACUGGAGGACUACCUCAUUCAGAGGAGGUAUACAUACGAGCGUAUUGAUGGGAGAGUUCGAGGGAAUCUACGGCAGGCCGCCAUCGAUCGCUUCAGUAAGGUGGAUUCUGACCGCUUCGUGUUCCUCCUCUGUACACGAGCAGGAGGUCUGGGCAUCAACCUCACCGCCGCUGACACCUGUAUUAUAUUUGACUCAGACUGGAACCCGCAGAACGACUUGCAGGCUCAAGCUCGCUGCCACCGGAUCGGUCAAAGCAAAGCAGUGAAAGUAUAUCGCCUUAUUACACGAAACUCAUACGAGAGGGAGAUGUUUGACAAGGCCAGUCUGAAACUGGGAUUGGACAAGGCUGUUCUGCAGGACAUCAACCGCAAGGGCAGUCUCAAUGGGGUUCAGCAGCUCUCUAAGAUGGAGGUGGAAGAUCUUCUCAGGAAGGGAGCGUACGGGGCGCUUAUGGAUGAGGAAGAUGAGGGCUCUAAAUUUUGUGAAGAGGAUAUUGAUCAGAUCCUGCAGCGACGCACACAGACUAUCACAAUCCAGUCUGAGGGGAAGGGAUCAACUUUUGCCAAGGCUAGCUUUGUGUCUUCAGGGAACCGUACAGACAUCUCUCUGGAUGAUCCAAACUUCUGGCAGAAGUGGGCAAAAAUUGCUGAACUCGAAAUUGACUCCAAGGCAGAAAAGGAGAGUCUGGUGAUCGACACCCCUCGCGUAAGGAAGCAGACUCGUCAUUAUAACUCGUUUGAGGAUGAUGAACUGAUGGAGUUCUCUGAACUGGACAGCGACUCAGAAGAACGACCCUGUCGCACAAGACGUCUCAGCGAUCGCAACAGACGCUACCUCCGAGCGGAAUGCUUCAGAGUGGAGAAAAACCUUCUCAUUUUCGGGUGGGGUCGCUGGAAGGAUAUUCUCAAUCAUGGGCGUUUUAAAUGGCACCUGACGGAGCGAGACAUGGAGGUGCUGUGCAGGGCACUUCUAGUCUACUGUGUUCGCCAUUAUAAGGGAGACGACAAAAUUAAGAGCUUCAUUUGGGAUCUGAUCACACCCACUAAAGACGGACACAAUCAAGCACUACAAAACCACUCAGGUCUGUCUGCUCCUGUCCCACGGGGUCGUAAAGGCAAGAAGCUGAAGAACCAGUUGAGUCCACCUGAGCUGAAGAAUGCAGACUGGCUGGUCCACUGUAACCCAGAGGUUGUGCUUCAGGAUGACAGCUACAAGAAACAUCUCAAACAACACUGCAACAAGGUGCUACUGAGGGUGCGGAUGCUGUACUAUCUGAAGGUCGAAGUGCUGGGGGAGGCUUCUAAUCAGGCUCUUGAAGGGAUCCCAGCCAGUAAACUGGAGGUAACCCUGCCUGAUAUUGACUACAUUGAGAUCCCUACAAUAUGGUGGGAUGCUGAAGCGGAUAAAUCGCUGCUUAUUGGAGUUCACAAACAUGGGUAUGAGAGGUAUAACGCCAUGCGUGCAGACCCUGCUCUGUGUUUCCUGGAGCGAGUGGGUAUGCCUGAUGUCACUGCAUUGACGGUAGAGCAAAGUGGAGCAGAAACUGCUUCAGAUGUACCUGAUAGUAUCAGCAAGAGUGAUACAAUCAAAGAGGAGAACGACAUUAAGUCUGAGGAAUUAGAAGAGAAAGUAGAGAUCAAGGAGGAACCCAUGACAGAGGAAACAGGGAAAAAUUACAAUACAGUGACAGGGGGAUUUAUAGGAUCUCUCGCAGCAGACCUUGUUGCAGAAGUGAUGGAGCAGGGACGGAUACAGUGGCCAGCAGGCUCAGCUCUUACAGCACGUCUGCGGCGCCUCAUUACUGCCUAUCAGCGUUAUACACGCCGUGAGCCGCUUCGUCAUGAUUUCCUCUUACACGAGGGAAUUGCACCUGUGGCUUGGCAAAUAGGAGAGUUUAGGCACUGCACUACUGAGCCUGAUCCGCUCUUUUUGGAGUGGCAGCGAAGGUGGACACGUCGAGAGCAGGCUGACUUCAAUCGCACAGUGUCCUCGUUUGGAGUAGUAUAUGACCCAGAGAAGAAGACCUUAGACUGGAGCCAGUUCCGUGCCCUUGCUCGAUUAGAGAGGAAGACGGACGAAAGCUUAGAGAGAUAUUUCCACAGCUUUGUUUCAAUGUGUCGAACUGCAUGUAGACUGCCGCCCAGAAAAGAUGAAGGUAAUGUGGAUCCAUCACUGUUUGUGGAGCCCAUUACAGAAGAGCGAGCUGCCCGAACAUUAUAUCGUAUCGAGCUUUUGAGAAAGGUCCGUGAGCAAGUAUUGCGCCACCCGCUCCUGGGGGCACGACUGCAGCUAUGUCGCCCUAGUCUUUACUUGCCCGUCUGGUGGGAGUGUGGCAAACAUGACCGUGAUCUUCUCAUUGGGGUUGCUAAGCAUGGCUUGAGUCGAACAGACUUCUACAUCCUCAAUGACCCCCAAUUAUCCUUCCUGGAGGCCCACCGGAACUAUGUUCAUAAAGAAAACCACAGAUAUUCUGUCCCAGGCUUGCCCCACCACCAUUGCUGCUUGUAUGAUGCCAACCUUGGGCAUUGUCAGUCCCCACAACCUCCAGAGUAUCACCACACACCAACACAACUCGUCCAUUCUCAUGGGCAUCACCAGCCCACAGAAGUGGUGGCAUCAGAGUCUGGAAGUUCCUUAGGGAUAGGUACAGGAAUCAGGGAAGGAUUUUUGGAUUGCCCUCCACUGGAUGACUCUCUGGAGUUGGGGUCUUUACAACAUGAAGGCUUGACAUCAGACACACUACAUAGCAAGUCUGGUAAAGAGGCCUUCAAUGGAUUCCCAUUCAAUUCUGCAACCGGUGGGCAGAAUAUGCUAAAUUCGUACGGUGUCCAAGGGGAGCUAAAUGGGUCUCAAGGAGACAUGGCGGACUCCAUAGCUGGGAAACUUCGCAGCGAUGUUCUGGUGGGAGAGCAAGGGUCUUCUGAGGAGACUGGCUUAAUGGCUCCUUCUGUGGAACUAGAUGAACUUCAAACUCCAUGGGAAAGCUCGGACCAUGCUGAAGCCUCUGACAUGUUCAACGAGACUGAUCCCAUCUUGGGAGCACAAACUUUGGAACCCAGCUUUCUCGAUGCUCCUCAACCAGAAGAUGGACGCGAGGGUGAUGAAACGCUCACCGACUGUUUGAGCAUGCCUAGUUCAGACUCUCAAAGCAACCCUAUUGAACCACUGGCACCGAGCUUCAUGUUGUUCAAAGACCUUAAUGUUGGAGAGACUUCUGUGGAUCAGACAGAUCUAUCAGCCAGUCUUCCAGAAUAUGUUCCACCACCACCACCUCUUGGACUCCCGGAUGUGAGUCUUGACCAGACAGAUCCCAUUAGUGAGGAGCAAGAGGACAAGCUUAGUGAUUCCAGCAUCACACAUGGUGUUCUCAGUCCAGAAGAAGGAGCUGAAAGCUUAGGGUUUCAAGAUCUUUCCCCAGACAGCCCAAAGACAAUGGAUACUCAAGAUGAGAUGCCUUCAAUAGAGUCUCCAAGCGAAAAUUGUCUCGAGGAAUCCCAGAAAGGGGACUACAAGGUGCCAUUUGAAGAUUCCAAUGGAGAUUUGAAAGAUCCUUGUGAAGUGGCCUUGGAUGAACCUUACGAAAAGCCUCCAACAGAGCCAGAAAAAGUGCCUUUAGAGGAGUCUUACGAUUUGACUUGUGACGAGACCCUGCAGGAACCUUGCGAAGGGUUUCAGCAAGACACAGCGGAACAUCAGUUGGUGGAAGAACCCUGCAAAGAACCAUCAGAGCCAAUUGAAGAGUGCAAUCUAACUAACACUACUCUCUCAACAGAUUACCCUAUGCCGCCUUCACUCCCAUCAUCUCCUACUACCUUACCUGACACCUCUGAAUCGCCGGGCCUUGACGCAGUCCCAAAACAAGAGCUCCUCAUGGAUCCAGUGGUGUCAGAUGUGAAGCCUGAGCCAGAUAGCACUACGCAGACCCCUCACCUUGAGCAGACUGAGGUUUUGGAAGUAAAGGACAAGAUAAAAGAUGAAAGUGCAAUGGCACCAGCAUUAUUUGGAGAUGUUGAUGGACCACGCUUUGUAUUGCCCAUGUGUGAGAUGGCAGACAGUGUCCAUGAAAUAAGGGAACCAACCAUUGCUCAGCUUCUACAAGAGAAAGCACUCUUCUCCUUCUCAGAGUGGCCGAAGGACAGAGUGAUCAUCAACCGUAUUGACAGUAUCUGCCACACUAUCUUAAAGGGGAAGUGGCCUUCCUCCAGUCAACAGUAUGAGUCUCCCACCUCAUUGGCUAACACCAGCAGUGCCCACCAGAGGGCAGGAUUUCUGUCUACCAGAAUGCCUAUUUCUCAGAGCCUUAACUAUAACCCACACACAGUACCCCACUUAGCAAAGGAGCGGUUAGUGGCCCCAGCAUUUCUCCCUGAGCUCAAACGUCCAAGACGGGGUUUUGAAUUUGAGGCAGAAGUUCUUGCCAAACCAAGCAAUCUUGGAGAAAAGAUCCAGGUUGGCGUGCAUCAUCGUGCUAACGCUCUCCUCCUUAAUGGCUGGCAGGACGCCGCUAUUGACCUCUCCAAACCAACAGAGCUAACAGUUGGUGGAGACAGUGGGCCAAUCGGUCAGAUGAGCCACACUGUCCAGUCAGCGCCACAUAAAAUAACUGGGAUAGGCUCCAUACAAGGCUCACUGGGAUUGGAUAUGGCUGGCAUUUUGCAGGCUGGACUGAUUCACCCAGUCACGGGGCAGAUUGUCAACGGCGGUCUUCAUCGUGAUGAUUCAAUGUUGAGACGGAGGAAAGGACGGAGAAGAAAUGUGGAGACUCCUGAUCUCAGCUUUAUAAAGGGACGAAGCGUGAACUUGCCUGACCAGCAGAGCGGGUCAGAGAGUAUCAGCCACCCUGUUGUGUCCUCCACAUCCUCCCAGUCAGAAGGCCCUCCAGCCACCCCGACUACACUUCCUACUCAGCCUCCAGCCUCAGAGGCCAUGAAUGUGAGCUUGGACAGGGAAACAGCCAAUAAAGGCCUAAUUGAAUGGCUCAGACAAAACCCCAACUACAACAUGGAGCUUUCUGCUUUUCCGUCUCAGAAUGCAAGCAUGUUGCACAGUUUCUUGGAGCGUCCGAAGCAGAGAAGGCAUCGCUGCAAAGACCCAACCAAGCUCGAUGUCAACUCUCUAACUGGGGAGGAGAGAGUCCCAGUAGUGCACAGAAACACAGGCCGCAGGCUUGGAGGCGCUAUGGCUCCAGCCAUUAAAGAGCUCUCCCGAUGGCUGGAUGCAAACUCCGAAUACUCUGUGGCUCCUGAUUGGGCAGAUGUGGUGAAGCACUCGGGUUUUCUGCCGGAGGGCAAAUUCACACGCAUCCUCUCUGGACCCGUAUGUCGGGAUCCCGGUCCACGUAGGAGAGGCAGGCGACCCCGCAGCGAGAUGCCCAAAGCCCACGAGCUCCCCGCUGGCAUGGGUCCACUCUUCAUGAACGGUGGGCUCAUUGGCAGCAUGGAUCUGGUUAGCUUACCCAGUCUCCGCAAUGUCCCUGGCAUCCCGCUAACCGGUAUCAUGGGCUUUCCUCAUGGUUUCGCCACUGCCAUACCAUCAGGAGAUGAUGCCAAGAAUGGACUCAGCAUGCUGCCCAUGAUGCUCCACGGCAUGGCGGCCGUGCAGCCGCCCAUGUACAGCGCUCACAUGAGUGGAAUGAUGAAUCAACCACUGUCCACUGCAACGUCCACUGUAACUGCAUCCUCCACUACAGCGAGCGUGACUUCUACGAACUCCGCAACCGUAACCUCAUCCUCCAACCCAGCAGAUAGUUCGGAUUUUGCACCUGCGCAUGAUAACGCAAGCUCUCCCAUGAGCACGGAGAAUGGGAAUAUGGAGGACGCAAAGCAAGGAGGGGAAGAGAAGAAAGUGUCCGCUUCGGUGUCUACAGCUGCGGCCACUAGCAGCAGUAGUAGUAGUAGCAUCACAAGCACUGGCAGCCAUUUGACAUUUAACCCUUUUCUAAUCCCAGGAAUGUCACAUAGUCUGUUGUAUCCUCAUAUGUUCUUGCCACCGGGCAGUAUAAUGGCGCUGCCCGCCAUGACCGCAGCAGACAGCACGGGCAGCCCCAAGAGGAAGAGGAAGAAGGUUAGGGAGGAAGGACCAGAGGAGGGAAGCAGCAAUGUUGGUGUGCAUAUAGAUGGUGUGGAAUCGAAGCAGGUUAAAGACGAACAGACACCCGAACAAAAGAGCCAAGAGGGCAGAAUGGAAGAAGGCAGACCUGAUGUAGAUUUAGCUCGGGUCAAAGAUCCUUCUGAGGAUAGAAGUACUGAGGAAAAGGACAAAAACGAGAUGGGAGAGGAACCUAGGCCAAAUGCUCAAGGCUUGUGUGUCAGUGGAGACUAGAAUGCAUCCUCAUGUUUGGGCCACAGUACUUUUGUGUGUGUCGUGUCGGUAAAAGUUUGUGUAUAGGACUUUGAUUAUCAACGUAUUGUUUAUAGAUCUGCCCUUGUAAUUUCACUGACAUCUACACUUCCUUCUGGGUGUGUGCUAAAGAUAUAGACACUUGAAGCAUGCAAACAUUCAGAGGUCUUGAAUCCUGAAAAAUCAUCAUUGGUGUUAGCGUGUACCUUUUGCAUCAUGGGAAUGGAUACUCAGACAUUUCUGUCUGUUGACGGAGAACGCUCUUAGUGACCCCAGCAUUUUCCCCCUUCGAUUAGGUGUUAUUCACUAGCAUCUUUCACAGAUUCUCAGAAAGCGGUAGGAUGUUGGUAUUGUGCAAAAAACAGACGGCAGUCUCACUUCAUAUUCGUGUUUCCGAUCACGCUCUUAUAGUUGCAUAAGACCUAGAUUUAUGUUUUGAAACCUAAUGCAAAGAAAACACUCGUUCCAUUGGUAGAUUACCAGCAGAGCUGCAUCUGAUACAGUCUCGAUGGACCACAGUAUUUUGUUCUUAGUUGCUUGCUGCUAUGUAUUCAUUUUAGUGAAGAUUUUAACCUAAAUCUUUUACAAAGCUAUAGGUGGCAUGAGUGCAACAUGGUGAGUGCAAUGGAAACUCAAAAAGAGGCUUGAAAUUGAUGGCAAAGAACAAUCCUGAGAUUGAUUUAUCUUUUGUUUUGUUUGUCAUAUUGUUUUUGAUGUCGUUUCCACAUGGUUGCUUUGAUAAGAUGCCCAUUUAUAGAGAUGGCUAUAUAUACUUAGAGGUGCUGCAUGUUCAAGGGCGAAGGUUUAGUGCCGUAGAUGAGACUCUGUUCUAAAUGGUAUUGGUACACGGGCUUAUAAAAUAAGUCUGAUGCAAAACAGGUGGUAGAACAUUGCGAGAACUGUGUGUUGUUGUUUUUUUUAGUGAAUUUAAAGGGAUAAUUCACCCCCAAAUUAAAUUUC